Messenger RNA from Notodromas monacha, 3113 nucleotides. The record is from the annotation of a GenBank genome assembly. Lineage: Eukaryota; Metazoa; Arthropoda; Ostracoda; Podocopida; Cyprididae.
UUUAAUGUACUUGGCAGGUAUGGGACCAUGCGAUGAUCCUUUGACAGUUGGGAUUGAUGUUGGCAGUCACAGCGUUCGGGCGGGCGUUUUCACGUUUUCCGGGAAAAUGUUGAAUUAUGCUGCUCACGAAAUCAACUCGUAUUCCCCGAAAUUGGGAUAUUAUCAGCAAUCGUCUAAAGAAAUCUGGAAUGCUGUUUGUGUCGCGGUCAAAAAUCUGUUGGACGCGCCUGGUUUCAGUUCGAACAGAGCAAGAGUCCGUGGAAUUGGUUUUGAUGCCACAUGCUCUAUGGCUAUCAUUCCUCACGAAAAGGCCGAAGUCUUCGAUUUGAAUACGUUGUCAACUGUGUCUGAGGUGGAGAAUGAUUUCGUGCAGGAUAUUAUUAUGUGGAUGGAUCAUAGAGCCACUGAAGAGGCUGAUGCCAUUAAUAAGCAUUCGUCUUCGGAGAAGACCUUGACGUACGUUGGGAAGCAUAUAUCUCCAGAGAUGCAAACCCCGAAGCUGAUUUGGUUGACGAAACACGUGAAUCAAGCUCAAUGGCAACGAAUCGAACACCUUUUCGACUUACCAGAUUACCUCACGUGGAAAGCUACUGGGAAAGAAGCGAGGAACUUGUGCUCAUUGGUUUGCAAAUGGGGUCUACUACCGAAUGCGGAAAGCUUCGCUUGGGACUCGGCGUUUGUUGAAGACGUGUUGCAGCUCAAACCCGAAGACAUGCAGAAGAUUUGUGAUACCUUUCAAGACCCCGGGAAGUUUUUGGGGGAAUUGUCGGUCAAUGCAAAGGCGCAAAUGGGGUUUCCCGAAGAUUCUUGCAUCCGUGUUGGAUCCGGGAUAAUUGACGCGCAUGCAGGAUGUUUGGGUUCAAUCUCAGCUCGGCUUAACAUCGAAGGCAGGCCAGAUAUGCCUAUUAGCAUUAGUCGAAGGCUCGUCAUGGUGUGUGGAACGUCCUCUUGUCACCUCACUGUUUCUCCUGAGCCUUCGUUUCCCACGGGGGUUUGGGGACCGUACAAGAGCGUUGUUUUACCCGGAUUUUGGACACUCGAAGGCGGGCAGUCUGCGUCGGGUGUAUUGUUAAUGCAUGUGUUAUCAACACACCCUGCUUUCAGUGAUGUUCAGUUGAAGGCACAAGAGCUUGGGUUGAGUCCGCAGAAAUAUCUUGAGGAUGUUCUGGACUGUGAAGCAAAAUCGCGUUCAGUACCGGGGCAUGAGUUGACAACGCACUUGCAUGUGUACCCUGACUUCCACGGGAACAGGGCUCCGCAUGCAGAUCCCUCAAUGAAAGGCAUGAUCUGUGGAUUAACAUUGAGCUCGAGUGAAGUGGAUUUGGCUCGUCUGUACCUCGCUGCUGUCCAGGCCUUGGCAUAUUCCACCAAAUCCAUUGUGGAGGCAAUGAUCCUCGGCGGGCAUGACUCGUUCGACACUGUUGUGAUGUGUGGUGGUUUAACGCAAGGAUCGCUGUUUAUUCAGACUCACGCUGACGUUUUGGGCGUGCCAGUUAUUGUACCCGGUUGGUGCGAGGUUAAUUUUAGCCCAGUGCUGCUGGGAGCUGCCAUGUUGGGUGCGAGAGCUUCCGAUCCCGUCAAAGAGUUGCAGACUGUCAUGCGGGACAUGGCUCCGGAAGCCAAGGUUUUCCAUCCGAAUUUUGAUUCUCAGACGUUCCACGAGAGAAAAUAUUCAGUUUUUUCGGAAAUGUACAAGAAUCAGAUAUUGUAUCGGAAUAUCAUGAAAAACGAGGAGUAAUUUAAAGUGAUCUAUUUCACUCGCAAUAUUUUAGAAUCGUAUACCCGGUGUUCAAACGGAUAGUGAGAAACAUGCAAUAUGAUCGAGUGGGGUCAAAAGAUAUAUGUUAAUGUAACCUCAGUUCAAUGGCAAGAAAAUUUAGGACAGUGGAAUCGAAUGAGAAGCAACUUUUCAUUUAAAGAUCAAUACGUUAUGAACCGAUUUGAACGGCUUUCGGGCAGGGACCUGGAAAAAGAUUUCUUCGUAACGAGAUUUUACUGUUAUUGUAACAGAGAAUAUCAUUGGCAUAACAAGUCCAGCUUUUGUGAUACGUGGAGAGAAUUUCUAGUGGGAUAAAGUUUUUAUUGUGGCAGAAACGGGAUCAGCAGAUCCUCAGAUUCUUGAAAGGGAUUGCGAAUUUUGGGGCAACGGUGGGAAUCAUUUUUGUUGAAUAAUUCUGUGAUGGUCACUCAAAACUGGAACUGUGAAUACAUUUGCGUCAGUGCUUAUUUUCUUAACAUGUUAAACUCAUUUAUUUUAUCAUUGUACUCGUUGGUGCCAGAGUAUGCUUUUCUGCUUGUCAGUUUGGGGGUUCUUCCAACUAAUCAAUUGAUGGGGUUACAUUGGGUCAAACUUACUGCAUGAAGAUAACACGCUUUCUCUUGCAUGAGCUCAAAUGGAAUAAUUAUUCAUUUUUUUAUUACAGCUGACACUGCUGCAAAAAUGGCUACAGAGAUUCAUAAGAAACAGCUUUUUUUUCUGUGCCUGUACAUUUUGUGGUGGAGAAAAGUACAGUAUUGUUAAAUUUAAUCUUGUCUUUAGAUGUGCUGUGACUAGUUGAUGUCAAAUUUGUGAAUGCAAGAUUUUGUUAAUCUUUUUUUAUUCUGCAGAACAGGUGGAAUAGGACAAAGGGAUUGCAAUUAAUGCAGGGAAUUGGACACAAGUUAGCAUGCAUGCUUUCCUUCUCAUUUUGUGGAGUGUUUCAUGAGAUUCAUUUACAGGAACAUCUUUUUAUAGCGAACUGUUGGGGACUUCAGAAAAAUUAUGUUAUCCUGAAUAAUUUGUUCUCACAAAAUUUUCAAAAUUAAUGACAGAACAUUUUAACAUCAAAAGUGCCCAUGAUGAGAUUUUGCUCUUCUGGUAUUCUUAAAAUUUUUAUUGUUUAACUGGGUGGUUUUCUUAAGAAAAAAGUAGAUUCCGUCAUUCAUUCCAUUACUAAUAAUCUCUUCAUUCUGAGGGGAUUAUGUGUGGAACCAUUUAGGAGCAUGUUUAUCACUGAUUACAGCUUCCUUUGAAGCUACAAAGAACCAGUCAGUCACAUUUGGAUUCAGAACUUUAAGAAUAUGCCUGCCUUUGUCAGGAAAUUUCUGUUGGGAAAAUGCAUUGAAAAUUCUGC